AUGAAUCAGAUGCCUGCUGUGACAAAAACAAACUUAACUUUAUGCGGAUACAAUUAUUUUUACACAUGUUGGUGUUCAUCUGUUAAUUCAAAUUUAUCAUCAUGUACGUUUCUCUUACGACAUGUGGCAUCAAAUUCCAGUCACAUUUGUGUAUGGCAUAUUAUUCGUCAACUCGUGGAAUGUUUUGAUAUAUCUGUCCUACAGCCAUCAGCAGCAAUUAUACAAUCUUCCACCUUGAGUGAUCAUCAUAAUCAGGCUUACUUUUCAUCGUCAUUGUACAUUUAUUGCACUAUAAUACUGUUUGUCAUUGGUUUAUUUGGUAAUGGACUAUCAGUUCUUAUUUUACUGUCGAAAUCAUUAAGAAAACUAUCCGUCUAUCGGAAUCUGGCUAUUAUUUGUGGUUUGAAUAUUGCCUAUUUAACAUCGAUAUUCGUUCGUCAUAACAAUUUUUAUAAACAUGAUAUACGGAAACUAUCGGUUAGAAAAUGUCAUCUUCAUUCGUUUCUUGUUGCUUAUCUUGGUCAUUUAUGUUCAUGGCAAUUAUGUUCAAUGUCAAUCGAACGAGUUCACGCUCUUCUCAGUCUUCAAGCGCAUCGUCCGACAUCAUGGAUACGUACAACUAUUUUAUUUUUAAUAAUUGCAAUACCAUUAUUUUUAUUCGAUGGUCAGUUACUGUUCAAGUAUGGUUUAAAUUCAAAAAUAAACUCUAUUUGUUUAUCUAGUAGUAUACGAAAUGACAAAAACAUCAGCAUUAACAAUAGUCAAGAUGUAUCUCAUCAUUUUCAACGAGCGUUCCAAUAUCCAAUUAAUUUAUCCUCAACAAUAGCCAAUUCAACAUAUCUAUAUCAUACAACAUCAACACAAAAUGUUUCUUUCUCAAACAUGCAACAUCAUAGAGGAGGAUGUGUACUAUGGAAUAUUUAUGAUGGAUUCAUUUAUGCUCUAAUUCCAUUUAUUAUUACCACCAUAUGUAGCUUCAUUGUUGUUCUCAAAGUAUGUGAAAGACGGCGUUUAACAGUUGUUGCUGGAGGCGGUCGACACAUGAGACAGACCCACGCAAGGUUUAGAAUAUCCGAUAAUCUAUCAGUUGUUUUAAUUGCUGUGAAUAUUUUAUUUCUUUUAAUGACAAGUCCAUUUAACUUUUAUUUAAUUAUUAAUUCGUUUCAACCCAAUGCAAAAUGCUUUCAACAUCCAUUACUGAAUGAAAUUCUACGAACAAUACAAAAUGCUUAUCAUGCAUUAAAUUUUGUAUUCUAUUGUGUUGUGGGUAAAAAAUUUCGAAAUUCUUUUCUUCACAUCUAUUUAAAAAUUUAUAAACGACUAUUGUGUCGAUAUACAUUACCAUUUACUAUUCUCACAAGAUGUUGUGAUGAAAGACGACGUUCUUCUAGUGGAGUACAGAUUACAAAUUUGACCAACAGUGAUCCAAAAUAUCGACAUGUACGACUCAUAAGAGAAUUACAGCGAACAUCAAUCGAACAUGUGCAGACAGUUCACAUACAAAUGCAAACGUUAAAAUGA
This is a messenger RNA of Didymodactylos carnosus, 1521 nucleotides long. Lineage: Eukaryota; Metazoa; Rotifera; Eurotatoria; Philodinida; Philodinidae. The record is from the annotation of a GenBank genome assembly.